AUGGAGAACACAAUGGAGGCCACACCCUCAGUUCUCGCCAUGCAGCGUACGUACAUGAUGCUUGUCGUCUGGGCCGAGCCCAAACAGCACACCCGGCAGGGAGAGCUGAUCGGGCGGCAGUCGUACACGUGCUAUAGGCGGGCGGAGUGCUCCGAGGCCACCCAGGUUUUCAUCACGAGAGCCGGCCACUGCGAGGGGCCUAAUACGACCGAGGAUAGCCACCCGGAGCUUCGCCUGGCAUCUGAUCUGAUCUGA
This is a messenger RNA of Clonostachys rhizophaga, 255 nucleotides long. The record is from the annotation of a GenBank genome assembly. NCBI's taxonomy places the organism in Eukaryota, Fungi, Ascomycota, Sordariomycetes, Hypocreales, Bionectriaceae.